AUGGCUGCAGCGUUCACCCCGGCGCGGUGUGUGAAGCACGUUCGCCGCGCGGUGGUGGUGCGCGCUGCUGUCGAUGAGGACGCUGAGCUGGAGGCCCGCCUGGCGAAGCUGAAGGCCGGCAAGCGCGAGACGACCGACGCCGAGAAGAAGCUGAAGCGGGCGGGCGGCGGCAAGCUGGGCGCCCCCGGCCCGAAGAAGCCGGUGUACGAUUUUACAGGGGAGACUGUUUACUGGGAGGGCAGCACCGCCAACGGCGACCUGGCCCUGAACAUCGCGCUGGGGGCGACGCUGGUGUGGCUGCCGCUGUCGCUGGGCGCCAUCGGGCGGCGCCAGUUCCUCAAGUACCGCUUCACGGACAAGCGGUUCACAGUCAGCGACUCGUUCCCCGGAUAUGAGGGGAAAUAG
Messenger RNA from Monoraphidium neglectum, 405 nucleotides. RefSeq lists its product as hypothetical. Bases 1 to 405 code for a protein of 134 amino acids. Lineage: Eukaryota; Viridiplantae; Chlorophyta; Chlorophyceae; Sphaeropleales; Selenastraceae. The transcript is spliced from 4 exons. The record is from RefSeq and is a predicted model, not a curated record.